Salvelinus namaycush (lake trout) is the source of this 2205-nucleotide messenger RNA. Its product is annotated as serine incorporator 1-like. Lineage: Eukaryota; Metazoa; Chordata; Actinopteri; Salmoniformes; Salmonidae. The transcript is spliced from 10 exons. The record is from RefSeq and is a predicted model, not a curated record. The coding region runs from base 106 to 1485 and encodes 459 amino acids. Gene Ontology annotation, cellular component: membrane.
UACAAAUUUUAGUAAACAACUUUUCCAAGUUUGAAGUCUUACACUUCUUGACUUUUGGGUGUUUUCUACGUUUACUUAAGACGGGGUUUUUCGUUCUAAACUAAAAUGGGAGCGUGUAUGGCAUUGUGUUCAAUCGCCAGCUGUGCAUCGUGUCUGUGUGGCUCUGCUCCCUGUCUGUUGUCAGGAUGCUGUCCCUCCACCUAUAACUCCACUGUGUCCCGGCUGGCCUUCUCCUUCCUGCUGCUGCUGGGGACCCUGGUCUCUGUCAUCAUGAUCCUACCUGGCAUGGAGACUCAGCUCAAGAAGAUACCAGGGUUCUGUGUGGGCGGAACCUCCAUACCCAUGCCAGGCAUCGAGAACAAGGUGAACUGUGAUGUCAUCGUGGGCUACAAGUCUGUGUAUCGCAUGUGCUUUGCCAUGGCCUGCUUCUUUUUCCUGUUCUCCAUCAUCAUGAUCCGCGUUCGCAGCAGCAAGGACCCCCGAGCUUCCCUACAGAACGGAUUCUGGUUCUUCAAGUUCCUCGUACUGGUGGGGAUAACUGUAGGAGCCUUCUUCAUUCCAGACGGGACAUUCAACACAGUGUGGUUCUACUUUGGCAUGGUGGGUUCCUUCUUCUUCAUCAUCAUCCAGCUGAUCCUGCUUGUGGACUUUGCUCACACCUGGAACCAGUCCUGGCUGGAGAACGCUGAGGAGGGAAAUGGCAAGUGCUGGUUCUCAGCUCUCCUGUCCUUCACGGUGCUGCACUAUGUCCUGGCCUUCUCUGCUGUGGUGGUGUUCUAUGUCUAUUACACCACAGGAGACGACUGCACUGAACACAAGGUCUUCAUCAGCCUCAACUUCAUCUUCUGCAUCAUCGUCUCCAUAGUUGCCAUCCUGCCCAAGGUUCAGGAGUCCCAGCCCAGCUCAGGCCUGCUCCAAGCGUCCUUCAUCUCCCUCUACACCAUGUAUGUCACAUGGUCCGCCAUGACCAACAACCCCAACCGUAAGUGUAACCCCAGCCUGCUGAGUCUGGUACACAACACCUCCACCCCUACACCUACACCUGCCCCAGGGCAAGGGGUCCAGUGGUGGGAUGCACAGGGCAUCAUAGGACUGGUCAUCUUCCUCUUCUGCACUCUCUACGCCAGCAUCCGUUCGUCCAACAACACCCAGGUGAACAGGCUGAUGCAGACAGAGGAGGGCCAGGGUCUGGCUGCAGAAGACCACGAGGCGGCCACGGGGGAGGACGGGGUCAGACGGGCCGUGGACAACGAGGAAGAGGGGGUCACCUACUCUUACGCCUUCUUCCACUUCAGCCUGUGCCUGGCCUCCCUCUACAUCAUGAUGACACUCACAAACUGGUACCAACCUGAUGCAGACUACCAGGCCAUGCAGAGCUGUAUGCCAGCUGUGUGGGUGAAGAUUGGCUCUAGCUGGAUAGGCCUGGCUCUCUACCUCUGGACCCUGGUAGCUCCUCUCAUCCUCUCUAACCGAGACUUCAACUAAAGACAUACAUUCCAUCUAGGGCUAAGUCCCAAAUGGCACCCCUGGUCCCAAGUAGAAAGAGGGUGGGUGUCUUUUCAGAGUUGCUGAGGGACUUAAUUGUUUGGCAUGUUUUGAUUUAUACUAUUUGGAACGUUUUUUUGAAUUGUGCUGCUUGAAGGAAGGGACCAUUGUCAUGUCUUAUUUUUAUUUCAGGCUGGAUGUAACAUAGUAAAAGAAAAUCAGGGACACUUAAAUUAGUAUAUGUUAUGUUUGGUAUUGUUACUUAAUUAGCUAAUUUGCAACUACUUAGCAUGCUAGCUAACCUUAACACCAACCUUAAUCCUUAAGGGUCUAAGCCUGCGGAGGGGUUCUAUUAAGCUGACAUAUGGAAUUUUUUAAAAGAUGUUCAUACCGAGGAUCAUUAAUCGACUUGAAUAUUAGGACCCCUUUUAGGUAUUAUAUAAAUAUAUCACACGCACAUUAUUUGAUGAAACAUUGAAUUGGGCCUUAGUGCUAUUAGCCCAUAGAAAUGGAUUGAAUAACAGAUUCAUAAGGUAGUAAUAAAUAGAUAGGAAGUUUGUUUUUUUAAAGUGUCUGUCCUAUGUCCGAGAGACAUAAAUAUAACAAAAUAUGCAGAAAUUGUACUGCCAUUUUCUGGUUGCUAAAAUACGAAUAGUUCGCCUAAUUUCAGUUUGUGACAGCAAGCAAGUAUAGUGUAGCGAAUCAUUGUACUAUCUAAAC